CUCGGCCGGGCCAAUGGGCGCCUCGGAAGCGUGUUCUGUUUGUUACAAGUUUCACACAGCUCGAAGGCAGCGAGAAGGGAGCGUGGAAGACAGAAAAAGGAGCCGGGCCGGGUGCGCGAGGGAGGAAGAGCGCGUGUGCCCAGGAGGAGCGAUGCUGGCCAGGGGCUGCCGGCGACGGGGAAGCGAGUGAGCAGCAUGGCACGUUAGACCCGCUGCCAUGAGCGGAGCCCCGGGCCUCUGCUGGGAGAGCUCGCUCAUCUCUUCCUUGCUGCUGCUCCCCUUUUGCCUCUCUUGCUGAGCUCCGCUAUAGCGGCUCCUUUACCUCGGCUGCCUCCGCAGCCUGCGAAGCAAAUGAAAGGAUUUGCUGUGUAAUAUCUAUACGUGUUGGAAGAAAAGGAAGGGGGGGGGACAACAACCAAAGACCGUGCGUGGCAGUAUUUUUCAUCAGCAAAACCCAGACCCAUCCAGGCUGUUGUCUGGAAGGAAAGGGGCGCAAGAUCGAAUUUCUCUCUGCAGAUCCUGCCCUCUCCAAGCUACAAGUUGUGUGUACCUGAAGUUGCUGAAUGCAAGCUAUUCUGAGUGCCUCCAAGCGUGGCGGCGGCGGCGGCAGCCGAUCUAGAUGUGCGUGGGUGCUUAACUCUUUCCAGGCUCUCUGGAUUUGUACCAUGCUCAAGAUCCUCACGAAGAAGCUCAGGAAUCAGAGUUUGAAUGAGAUCCAGCCCUUCCAGUUAAAGAUAUCCUAUCCCCCGAGUGAUGAGGAAGACAGUGAUGACUCUGAGGGAGAGAACCAGGAACUUGCUCAGAUUGACAAAGUGCUCAGCUCACUUUCUUCUACCUCUGCAAAGCUCUGCUCUGAAGAGAGAAGACGGAAUUGCACCUUGACCCCCCUGGCAACCAAUCAGCUGCAGAACCAAGAAAACCAGUGCUGCAAAGUACGAGCCCAUUUUCCCCCUGGGCUGGACCGCCACAGCUCUGAAGAGGAGCUGGAACGUAUUAGCUGUGAAUUUGCUGCCGAGAAGCGAAAGUGGUCCCAGGUCAACAGGCUCUCCUGCUGCGGCGACAGCUGCAAUACCUCCUCCAGCGACGAGGAGGUGAAGAACUUGUGCGGCAUGUCGUUCCGGCCGGUGGUGGAAGCGGCGGACGGCUUGCAUGCCACCCCUAGCCCAGUGCUUUUCAGUGCCUCCCCUCCCAAGAGACUCCAGCCCUUGGUACGGACCCCGACGUCCCGGCCUCUCAUCUUCACGAGCGUCGGAGCCAGCUAUGAGCAAGCGAUGCCUUGUAAGCGGCACCGGCAAGGUUAUGGAGACAAAGUCGGAAGGCCCAGCCUUGACCUGGAAAAAAUGCAGCAGAAGAUGCUGUUUAAGAAGAAUUGUGGCACAAAGACGAGAAUCAUCAAAAUUCGGCACAUCCAUGGGAGCCGACCAUCACCUCACUUUGUGUACGACCCCUCGGCCUUCGCCUUCCGAUCCCUGAGCACCUUGAAGCCUCUGAGCCCGAUAGCUCCAGUUGAAGAACCAUCAUGUGCCUACUGAAGGAGAUAACGCCAAACUCUCAGGAAUCCUCAUUCCCAGCAGGGACUGGGCGUGGGAGGGCAUGUUUUUGUUUGUUUUUUUGUUUUGCAAUAACCACCAAGAUUGUUGGUAACAGGAGAUGGGUGGCUUUUCUCUUGCCUGUUUUUCAUGCCGUCGUAACUUCUGAAGAUUUGCAGAAAGGGAAUGUCUGUGCAUUGAGCAAGCUCAGCUCAUAAGCCAUAGUACAAUUAUCAAGAUGGUGUCUGAUAACGCAGAAAGCUGUUUUUCUUACAAUUAAAAGUUGGCAUCUUGCCCUAAUGAAUGAGCAGUGAUCCAUGUGGUGGAAUGUGAAGAAUAAGCAGGGUUCUAUCAUUUCCCUCCCCAAAUCUAAUGGGAGUUGUUCUCUGUAGCCCAGUGAACCUUGCCAAGGAUUAGAAUGCUCUCUGGUCUCAUUAACUAAAGGUCAAGGUGGAUCUGGCUUAGCUGCCCCUGGAGGGUGGACCAGAUCUUCUUUGUGUAACCACAUUACAAGGCUGGAACAAGAAGCACAUUGAGACACGGCACAAACACACACUUCUAGAGUACAUCCCAAAGGAUUUUCUCAUCUGCCGAGUUCACUAACAUUACAUGUUCUUGCCCUGUGCAGUCUAGAAUAUGCCAUGGAGCCCCAGGAUGUUCUAUGUCUGGCCAGAUGUUAGUCAGAAGGUACUCAGGAAAGAAGAUGGGGCUGGAAGAGGCACAAUUUCCUCUCACUUUGGCUAGAAAACCCCUUAUUGAGCCAUGAGAGCAUCACUUCCUUGGGCGCCGUCCCCAUCUGGCUGGGGAAUAUGUAUGAAAACCAUAAGUGCACGGUUGGGUUCCCAACCAUGUGUCUGGCUCCAUCCAUGUGAUCACACUGCUCACAUCCUGCAGCUGCAUGGGUUAGCACUGCAGGGGAUAGAAUAAUGUGUGCUUGGGUUGCCUUUGAUUUAUAUUCACUGCACUAGUUGAGAUAUAAUAGGCACUGGGAGCAAACAUCGGCUCUCAGCCGGCUGUUCAGUUGACUCUUUGUAGAUCUGAGUGAGGGAGAAAGAGGAAGACAAAAUGUAUUUUACUAACAGCAUCUUUAUGGGGGCCGGAAUGCUGCUUUUACACGACUGCAGUCCCCUCUGCUCCACAUUGAUGAUCUUUCUUCUUGCUUGUCUGCAUUGACGUAAGAGGGGCUAGUUUUUGGUGCUGUUAAAUGGCCCAGAUUUUACAGCAGGGAUGGGGAACCUAUGAUUCUCCAGGUGAUGUUGGACUGCCAUCAGUCCCAGCCAGCAUGGCUAAUGGUUAGGGGGGGAUGGGAGUUGUAGUCCAGCCAAAUCUGGAGGGCCACAGAAUUUGCUGCCUCUAUUUACAGGGUACCCUUCAAAUCAGAUGAAAUCUACAGUGUCUCUUGGGCCUACACUGUUUUCUCUAGUUCUGUGAUUUCAAAGAUGUGUAUUCAGACAUCUGUCUUAUCGGUGUACUAUAAUAAUAAGGUGUACAAUCGAGCAACCAUUUCUGAUGUGUAAUCACCAUUUUUAAUUUUGAAAAACAUAUAUGCAAAACAAUAUUGGGAAAUGUGAGUCUCCCAUAGCAUGAACAACUUCUUUGAAACUUGGGGAGGAAUUAAGUGCUGUGCUGUUCUGAUCAUUCCAUCAGCGCAAGCUUUUCUGCUUGCCAGACAAAAUUGCCCCCUUCACCCCACACACUGUUCUCCUCCUGACCCCCCAGAGCAGAUUUGGGGGAGAGGAGGAGGAGGGGGGAAGCCCCAUUGCACUGCCUUUGCACUAGCUCAUGCUAGCAUGCUGGGUUAAUUGAAUCUGGGCCUUAGAUCUUAAUCUUGUCCAUAGAACAUAUUCUGUAUAGAAAAAGCCAACCUCAGUUGCUCAUGUUUCCUUUGGAAUCCCAAGUCCAGAAUUUCCAAGAGUAUGAGUUGACUCUGCUGCCUUAAGUCCUCCCUGCACAUAGGUGGCAGUGGAUGGAAUGUUUGUGAUAAUGCUUUGGGUUGUUUUUUUUACUGCCCCAUCCCAUGAAAGAAAAAUUUGGUGGUGUGCACAGCCUUCUUUUCACCAGCAUCAAUGAAAUAAAAAGCAGGCUGCUUUUUGUCCGCUGGCUUGCUCUGAUAAGAACAAAAUCAACGAGGAAUGAAAUAAGGCAGGUCUUUUUUGGAAACAUUUCCAGUUAAAAAGAGGGGAAAUUUGCUUCCUUGUCUUUUAUUGCUAUUUUUGCAGGCUCUAUGGUCAACAAUGCAUGGUGGGAUUUGUAAUCUUUAUGGGCUUUAGCCUCCCUAUAUGACAAGGGCAAAUGUAACCUAGUUUGCCGUUUCUGCAAGUUAGGUUUGGCCUACAAACAGCCAGCAUGAAUCGUGGUCAGGAAAGGUUUGGGGUGCUACUUCCCCUGCCUAGAGCCAACUGCUUGUCCCACAGACACUACAGAGCGCCCCCCCCCCCCUUGCUAAGCAGGAUGACUAUUUCUGAUUGGCCCAGAAUAUGCCGUCCCAGAUGAUGCUCCAGGAUGAAGGAAUGGAGGGGAGACGAACCUCUGUUAAUGUUGCCUUUCUUUAGUACUUUUGUAACAUUUCUCUCUCUGUGGUUUUUCAAUCAGAACAAUAAAGUUACAUUUUAACUGCUGCUA
This is a messenger RNA of Podarcis muralis (Common wall lizard), 4151 nucleotides long. RefSeq lists its product as uncharacterized. The record is from RefSeq and is a predicted model, not a curated record. Lineage: Eukaryota; Metazoa; Chordata; Lepidosauria; Squamata; Lacertidae.